Penicillium verhagenii is the source of this 1956-nucleotide messenger RNA. RefSeq names its product aminopeptidase P (gene ampp). Lineage: Eukaryota; Fungi; Ascomycota; Eurotiomycetes; Eurotiales; Aspergillaceae. The record is from RefSeq and is a predicted model, not a curated record. The transcript is spliced from 10 exons. Bases 1 to 1956 code for a protein of 651 amino acids. Gene Ontology annotation, molecular function: metalloaminopeptidase activity.
AUGCUCUUCUCCCAUCCCAUUCGCCUUCCCUGGACUUCCUUGCGAUCGCUAAGGUCUCCUUUAAAACCAUCGAGGCUAUUCUCUACUUCCCGCCCACGCUUCACAAUCGAAAUGGGCACUGUGGACACCGGCGCACGCCUUUCGCAGCUGAGGCAGCUGAUGAAAGAGCACAAGGUUGAUGUGUAUAUCUCGCCUUCCGAAGAUAGUCACCAGUCCGAAUACAUUGCCCCAUGUGAUGGUCGCCGAGGAUUUAUUUCAGGCUUCUCUGGCUCGGCUGGUACCGCGGUCAUCUCCUUGAGCCAAGCUGCGCUUUCCACCGAUGGACGAUACUUCAACCAGGCGGCGAAGCAGCUUGAUACCAACUGGACCCUACUUAAGAGUGGAGUCGAGGGAGUUCCAACGUGGCAAGAAUGGACUACGGAACAAGCCCAGGGUGGAAAGGCCGUGGGCGUGGACCCUUCCUUGAUCACUGCCUCUGGUGCACGGAAACUCGCUGAGACUCUUGAGAAGAACGGAUCGUCACUUGUCGGAAUCCAGCAAAACCUGAUUGACCUGGUUUGGGGCAACGAGCGUCCUGCGCGUCCGAGUGAAAAGGUGCGCGUGCACCCAGUGAAGUAUGCCGGCAAAAGCUUCCAAGAUAAGAUCGCCGAUCUGCGCAAGGAGCUCGAGACAAAGAAACAAGCAGGUUUCAUCAUCUCCACUCUGGAUGAAAUCGCCUGGUUGUUUAACCUGCGAGGAAGCGAUAUUCCCUACAAUCCUGUGUUCUUCUCCUACGCUGUCAUCACCCCGACUACUGCAGAGCUCUACGUGGAUAGCGAAAAGCUUACCCCCGAGGUGAAGGCUCAUCUCGGUGACGAUGUGGUGAUCAAACCAUAUGAAUCCAUUUUCGCUGAUGCUCAGGCUCUGAGCAACGCCAGAAGCCAAUCUCAAGGCGAGGCACCUGCCAAGUUCUUGUUGUCUAACAAGGCCUCUUGGGCACUCAGCCUCAACUUGGGAGGAGAGGAUCAGGUCCAGGAGUCCCGCAGCCCGAUCGGAGACGCCAAGGCCGUUAAGAACGAGGCUGAAUUGGAGGGUAUGCGCGCCUGCCACAUUCGUGAUGGCGCUGCUCUAUCGGAGUAUUUUGCAUGGCUCGAGAAUGAGCUGGUUAACAAGAAGACUGUGCUGGAUGAAGUCGAGGCCGCGGAUAAGCUGGAGCUGAUCCGUUCCAAGCACGAGCUUUUUGCUGGUCUUUCUUUCGACACUAUCUCAUCUACUGGCCCUAACGGUGCUGUGAUCCACUACAAGCCGGAGAAGGCAAGCUGCUCAAUCAUUGACCCCAAUGCUAUCUAUCUUUGCGACUCUGGCUGCCAAUACUUUGAUGGAACUACUGACACCACCCGGACUUUCCACUUUGGUCAGCCCACUGAGUUUGAGAAGCGGGCCUUUACUCUUGUCCUCAAGGGCUGCAUUGGCAUUGACACCGCAGUAUUCCCUAAGGGUACUAGCGGUUUUGCCAUUGAUGUUUUGGCUCGCCAGCAUCUGUGGAAGGAGGGCCUAGACUUCCUCCACGGUACCGGUCAUGGAGUCGGUUCCUACUUGAACGUCCACGAGGGUCCCAUUGGCAUUGGUACUCGCGUCCAGUACACCGAAGUUCCCAUCGCCGCCGGAAACGUCAUCUCAGAUGAGCCCGGAUACUACGAGGAUGGCAAGUUUGGAAUUCGGAUUGAGAACAUCAUCAUGGCACGCGAGGUCAAAACCCCCAACAACUUUGGCGAUAAGCAAUGGCUAGGCUUCGAGCACGUUACCAUGACUCCCAUUGGCCGCAACUUGAUUGAGCCAUCGUUAUUGAGCGAUUCCGAGAUCAAGUGGGUUAAUGAUUACCACACUGAGGUGUGGGAUAAGACAAACCACUACUUUAACUCGGAUGAGUUGACCCGCAAGUGGCUUGAGCGUGAAACUAAGCCAAUUUCCAAGUAA